UAUUCUCAAACACUUAUAUCUUCUUCUGCAUUUUUUUCUUUGAGCUAUAUAACCUUUCGUUUACAUAUUUUCCUUCAAACUAUUCUGUAAGUAUCAAUAAAAAACUAUAUAGUUCUUGUUCUAAUGUCUUCCUCACAUAAUAAUAUUGAAGUUCAACGAGGAUGGAUAUAUAAGCGUAUGGAUCCAUAUCUGCCAAAAGUAUCCAUAGAAUACGAAGUUGGGUUAGAGCAAUUCAAUAUGGUCAUGGAGAGACGCUAAAACCUGCUGCUUACCAACAUCAAGACGGCAAUGAAAAUUAUGAUUACAAUAUAAAUCAAACAGCCGAAACAGAAUGGGAUUAUAAUGCAUACAUGGGAGAAUUUGAUUCUAGAGGAGAAUUCUUCAUGCCACAAACAAGUGGGAUGAGUGGUGAACACUCUGGUGAACCUUUUGUACAUGAUAAUGCUUGGAAAGUUCCUAACUCGGAAGCAGCAAGUUUUUUCGACCGUUUAAACAUGGCAAGUGAACCUCUUGAUGAUAAUUGCGUUGAAGGGUUGUCAAAAUUCUCGUUAGCUGCUGAUGUGAUGCACAUUAAGCCGAACCACAAUCUAGCUGAAACUUGUGUUGAUGAUGUUUCACAACUGAUUCAUAAGAUAUUACCUGAAGGUUUGGUUUUGAUAACCCUCCACGGCGAGCCAUCGUUGCUUCCAUCCGUAGGCACUUUGAUGGAACAUGGUAUAACAUAUCAUCUAUUCCCAAUGAGGCCCUCAUGCAAUGGUGGGGUGAUUUCAUCUUUUUAUUGGGAUGAUGCAAUUGGAGGAGAAGUGUAUUAUUUGUGGUAUCAUGUUAUUGCUGGACGCCUUAGAGACAUGAUCUCGAAGGCUAAAAAUGCUGGUACUAAGCCAGAAUGGAUAAGUGGGGAAAUCUGGGAGACAAUGCAGGAGUAUUGGGGCACCGACGCAGCUAGGAAGAACAGAAAGAUAGCAAGAGAUAAUCGAAUGUCUUGUCGUGAUGGUUUUGGUCCACAUGCUCACACCGAUGGUUCACGAUCCUACGACCAGCUACGAGAGUUAAUACGACAAAAGGAAGGGAUUGAGCCUUCCAUGCUUCGCAUCCUCAGAGAGACUCACCGCAAAGCUAAUGGCACUUAUGUGGAUGAUAAGGCGAGGUCGAUCGAAGAAGAGAUUCAAUGACAGAUUGAUGCAAUCUCUCAAAACUCCGAUGGCGCCUCACAAGAAGAUGAAGAUUGCACAGGUUUGACUCGGCAUGAAGAGGAUGAGCUUUUCUAUAAGGUGGUACCAUCUCAGAAUGGGAGGAUCUUCGGUCUUGGAGGCCAAAACUACAUUCGUGAGCGUGGAGAAAGCUCAGCUGGUGCACUGGAAAGACUCUCUCUUGAAAGUCAACUGACUUCUCUUCAAGCGCAGCUGGCAACUGUUGUGGAACAUAUGAAGCAAUAUAUGCCUCAAGGUGCCUCAAACUCAUCCCCAUCGGCUCAACCAACAAAUGCUACGGGUGCUUCAGUAACCAACCCAGCUCAAGCCAACAACAAGGAUUACUCAUAUGCCAAUCCUGAAGCUAUGACUGGACCUCCGCAAAUUGCUUCUGACACCAAUCACACUCAUCCUACUAAUGUGGUUAAUGAGUCUCAUGAGCAAGAAAACGAUGAAGAUGAAGAUCUUGUAGGUAGUACCCUCCACUAAUGAACUAGUUCUCUCAGCUUUCUUAACAACCUUUUGCCUUACGUCAAAAACUCUACUUUGUAGUCAUUUGGUCUCAAACACUGCUCUUUCUGUUGGUUACAACUCUGCUCUGUUCUGUUGUUUAAAACUCUGCUUUUGUCUGUUAUCUGAUUGUAAAACUCUAUCUAUCUU
This is a messenger RNA of Camelina sativa (false flax), 1850 nucleotides long. The record is from RefSeq and is a predicted model, not a curated record. Lineage: Eukaryota; Viridiplantae; Streptophyta; Magnoliopsida; Brassicales; Brassicaceae.